GACCGAAUUCCCAAUUUCUAAGAGAUUUAUAAUGGCUCUUGGUGAGCUUUGUGGCAGCGGCAAGCAAGCAACGCAUCCAUCCAUGGCGAUGACGAUGCCCCAACCGGGACCGCCGGCGCCCCUCGUCGACUACCUCGAGUCCGACACCUUUGCCCCUCCCCCUCCCCCGCCGCCGCCGCCCGCCCCCUCCACCAUCCUCUCCGCGUGGUCGCGCCUCCGCGACUCCUCCUCCUCGCCCGCCGCCGCCCUCGAGACCCUCCAUCUCCACCGCCGCGCCCUCCGCCUCUCCGCCGCGCACGUCUCGCUCCUCCUCCCGCUACUCCCGGUCCACCCGCGCCUCGUCGCCCCGCUGCUCGCCGCCUCCCCGCACCUCCUCCCCGCCUCCCUCCCGGCCGCCCUCCCCCUCUCCCCUCUCCUCCUCCUCCUAGGCGCCCGCGCCUCCGCCAGGAGCGCCAAGGACCUCCCCAACAACGCCAGCUUGGGGAGCUCCACCGCCAAGAAUCUCGGCAGUGGUGAGUCUGGCAAUAGCCAUGAUGAUGAACCUGUUGUGGCUGUGAGUCGCAUUCUUGAAGAUAUGGAGCAAGGGGAUCAGAGUAUCGAUGAUCUUGAUCACCUUGCGCUUGCCGGGAUUGGUUACGUGCUGGCAUCUGCUGAUGAGGUGCAAUUCAGAAGGAUUCUUGUAUCCUUGUUUAGGAUUUGUGGGAGGAUUGGGAAUCUGGCUGUUGGUGUUCGGGUUCUUAAGCUGGUGGAAUGGCUGGUAAUGGGGCUCGUCGAGUCGAGGAAGAUGCGGAAGGUUCAGGUGCUCUUUGAGAUUGUUUCGCCAGAGAAGUGCGAGGGCGAGGGUUAUGUGCUGUUCCCGGUGGUGAUGGCGGCCUGCGGUGGAUUGCGGGCAUUGAGGGUUGCUUCGGCGAGAUACCGGCUGGACUUUGAUCCAAGGUUGAAGGAGGCGCCUGAGCGGACAAUUCAGUUUGCAGCUGAGAGGGCAGUUCUAGAAGGGAGGCGAGCCGAUGAUCAGCGUAUCCUUGUUCAGUGUCUCGCAAUGGGCUUAACACGGUGUGGGCAGGUCGCAUUUCAUGAGUCGGUGUUACAGUGUGUCUGUAUGGGAUUACUGAAGGAGCUCCUCCCCCUGCCUGAUAUGCUCAGGAUGUCAGUUGAAAGUGCAGAAGGGAAUUCAGCUGAGGUUGUCAAGGCUCAGGUCAACCAGCACCUUGAUAGUGUCCUUUUCAAAGAGGCGGGCCCGGUGACCGGGGUUUUUUGCAAUCAGUAUUCAUAUGCCAUUGAAAAGGCUAAAACUUUUGUUGAAACUUGUGUGUGGGAAUAUGCCCAGGAGUUGUAUUGUCAUCUUCGUGCAGCAGUGUUGCUGCACCGGGGGAAGCAGGAUGAUUUGCUCAUGGGGUUUGACAAGAUUGCCGAGGCAGCUUUUCUUAUGGUUGUAGUCUUUGCAGCCGAGGUAACCAAGCACAGGCUAAAUGCUAAUUCCUUGGAGGGGUUCCAACCUGAGGUUGCUGCUAGGAUCUUGGUGGCGUUCUCUUGUGUGGAACAUCUGAGGCGCCUGCGUCUUCCUGAGUACACUGAGGCAGUGCGGCGUGCUGUACUUGCCAAUCAAGAGAAUGCAGCAGCUAUUGCUUUGUUCAUUGAGUCAAUGCCUUCGUAUACUGAAUUGACAAGUAAACCAGAUUUACCAACCUUGGCUGGAACAAGGUAUAUCUGGCACAGAGAUGACGUUGAGACAUCACGCAUGUUGUUUUACCUGCGGGUUGUGCCAACUUGUGUUGGCCUCAUUCCAGCUCAUAUGAUUCGGGAUAAAGUGGCUUCAAUCAUGUUCUUAUACCUACAGCAUUCAAAUGAGAAAGUUACAAGUGCUUCACACUCUGUGAUGGUAUCUUUCCUGUCAUCCGGUAAUGAUCCUGAUCAGGAUGAUCGAACGGCUUUGAAAGAACAACUUACCUUUUACUACAUGAAGAGAUCUUUGGAGGCUUAUCCUGGGGUAACCCCAUUCGAAGGAUUAGCAUCAGGAGUUGCAGCACUUGUUCGACAUCUUCCUGCAGGGAGCCCUGCCAUUCUUUUUUGUAUCCAUAGCCUUGUUGUCAAGGCUAAAGAUCUUUGCGAUACUGCAAAGGUUCAGGACAAAUCCUUAUGGAGGUCAUGGGAAGAGAGCACAGAACCUUGUAAGAAAAUAUUGGACUUGUUGCUGCGGCUCAUCUUCCUAGUGGAUAUUCAGUCAUUCCCUUACCUACUGAAGGAGGUCGCAGAGUUCGUCACUUUGCUACCAAAGGAAGGCCAGGGUGCGCUCCUCGACGACAUGUACGCCCGCGUCGCGGAGUCUGACGAUGUUACUCGGAAGCCGGUACUUGUGUCGUGGCUGCAGUCUCUCUCCUACAUAAGCUCACAGUCGAGCUGUGAAAAAUCUCAUAGCAAGGUCACAGGUGCGUCCUCUGUAGGAAGCGAUGAGCUGAGCCUGAACAGAACUAUGGCACGUCUGUGAUAUCAUCUUGCUCGUGCUUGUACAUUAACAGGAAUGCAUAAUAGAGUGGAUUAGAUGCAAAGUGUGUGAGCUAUACGUUAUACCUUUUUCAGCGAGGAUUGUCUGUGUACAUAUAACGUUCAUAGUAAUCCGGUAUUGUUGUUGGAUCCUAA
Molecule: messenger RNA, 2637 nt
Organism: Phragmites australis (common reed)
Lineage: Eukaryota; Viridiplantae; Streptophyta; Magnoliopsida; Poales; Poaceae
Exons: 5
Coding region: 32-2485 (817 amino acids)
Source: RefSeq, a predicted model, not a curated record